Messenger RNA from Danio rerio (zebrafish), 3972 nucleotides. NCBI's taxonomy places the organism in Eukaryota, Metazoa, Chordata, Actinopteri, Cypriniformes, Danionidae. The record is from RefSeq and is a predicted model, not a curated record.
ACUAAACAUGACAACAAAAUCACAAACAGCAGUGUAAGCCCUUGGUCAAACAAUACAACCAUAUUAAUUAUUCAUACCAUAGUGCAUGCUGGGAAGAGUGUGUGGGGCUGAAAAACAAAUCACUUCUUCAGUGUACAGAACUAACAAAGCCUUCAUCCAAAUAAUCUGUUAUGUUUUUCGGGUUGACUUAAUACUGUAAGAGUAGAUAUAGAGUAAGAGCGUUUCUUAUCUACCUGAAUAGUUGUUCUUCAUAAGAGCAAAACACCAAAUCCAUCAAGUAAACAUUUUGUUUGUUGUCUUUCAAGAUUAUUUACGUGAUAUAAGAGUCAUAUUUCAGCAUGUGUGAUGAUCAGGACGGUCGCCCGCGUGUUUGAAGCAGCAUCAACAAGGUUGAUUUGUGCCCAGAGGAAUUCUGCUAAUUAUAAAACACAGAGAUGACUCGCGUUAAUUAACAAUCCAAUUACGCUUCCCUACAUUUGAUUUUUUUUCACCCACAUUGUAAUCUUCCAAUCUCUCCAUCUCUUUCUCAUUUAAAUCGUGUCAUCUUGUAACGAGGUGUAAUCAGUGUGAUAAUACAAGAGCCAGCCAAUUAAAACGCGUCAGUAUUAUUACUUCUCGGCUUUUUAAACAUCGCUAACACACACCCACCAUGUGAUUACAUAAGAUCUGCGGGUUAGUAAGUUACAGUAUAAGUAGAUGAUACCGAUGGUGACUAAAGUAAAGCAGGACUUCAUCUCAGCUCAUUUCGCAUCCUCUCUCAACCUUUCGCUUUUCCAAACUCUCCCCCCUCCUUUAUCCCUCUCUUUUUUCUUAUCAAACGCACACGGUCUGCAGCAGUGGAUGAGGAGCAUCGUCUGCGUCCGCGAGCGCGCGCCAACUGUCUGCACUUGAAAGUCUCUCUGUGUGUGUGUGUGUGUGUGUGUGUAAUGCGCGCACCCAUGUACCUCUCUCAGUGAUGUGAGAAAUCAAGAGGGGCACAUCUCUUAAGCCUCCUUGUGGUGGGAUUUCAAUUUGACGCACUAAACGAAGCGCGCAUCUUCGCCCUCAUACACUCUGCAUGUGUGUGAGUGCGCGCGUGUGUGCGCGUGAGCGUGUCCGCUCGCUGCAGCUCCGGCGUCGGGCAAACCCUCUCACUGCUGCACUUCAGCAAAUGUGGAGCAACUCGUCUGCUGCCGGCCGCCUCGCAUGGCUCCAAAACCAGCGGAUAUGCCCCAGUGCCGCGGGAGACUGACGCCUUCACUGUCUUCCUCUCCUCCGCUAAUGGUCCUCUCAGGGAGUUAUGGUCAGUAAGGAGGCAGGCCGCUGCACUCUGUCAAGCUCAGAGUCUGACUCGGAGUCUGGUGGUCCUUCGUUGGAGCGGAGCGGAGCAGACGCGGUGCGCAAGCGAAACAAAGCCCUGCAGGUGCGCUUUAAAGACAUCUGCGAGGCGCAGAAUGAGGUCGCCCACCGAGGUGCCAGGGACCGCUCUGUUUCCUGCAAGGUCAUCCACCGGAGGUACAUGACCAUGCCUGCACGCCGCUCCAUCCCAAAUGUCACCAAGAGCACAGGUGUGCAAACUUCACCUGACUUGAAGAAGCGCUACCAGACUUUCCCCUUCGAGCGCAAGAAGGGAAACGUCAUCAAACACACGGCUCUGGUUGAGAACCACCCAGAUCAAAACAAUGGCUUUCUGAGUGAUGUGAAGGAUGGGAAGCGGGGCGCAAGGUGUGACGGGCAUGUGCAGCAAACCCGAGUAUUGCUUCACACUACACCGCAGUGCAGCGAUGCUAAGGACUUAUGUGCAGGGCCGGACUGUUCGGAUGGAAAACUCUGCCCUGAUCUGUCAGAUGCAGCUUUGGAUCAGUCAGAUGCCAAUGUCCCAGGGAGUGGGGCCAAGCACAAGGGAUUACCUAGUGAGAGCGAGGCAGGAGUAGGACAACAGCCCAACUGUGCCUCCUCGACCACACCGACUCAACCUCUGCCGGUCAGGGGUGACUGUUCAAAGAUUUCCGGCCCUAUUGCAUGGACGUCUUUGACUCAAGUGGAGUGCCCGGAGAGUCCCUCAGGGAGCUGCGCUCGCAAAAAAGACACGGCGCAGCUGAAUGGACUGCAGACACAGUCUCAGGCUUUGCCUCAUUCGGCGAGCUGUGCUUCCCAAGCUCACAUACGGGCCCACUGUCACAGUAGCCAAAACUCGGGCCCCACAGAGACCCAGCAGCAAGGCACGAGGGGGCAGCUGAUUGCUCUCCCAGGGGUUGAUGGGAACGUAAAAGCAAGGCUUCAAGCCAUGGAGACUCUGAUCAGCUCUAGUCAAGAAACCAUCAAAGUGCUGCUGGGGGUCAUUCAGGAACUGGAAAGAGGAGAAGCACAGCGAGAGGGACUGUCAUACCGAACUGGGCAGGAUACAGCCAACUGUGACACGUGUCGUAACAGUGCCUGCAUCAUAUAUAGUGUGGAACUAGAUUUUAAACUUCAAGAGGACAAACUUCAGCCCUUAAUGAAGAGACUGUGUCCAUUAGAAGAGCCGUUGUACCCCUCUCUGCCUUACGCACAUGAGGUGUUCACCUCGACACCCAAGCGCAAGUCCAAGACUGAGUCCAAGAAACACGCUCGGUGGAAACUCUGGUUUCUCUAAACCGUGGAUUCAGCAUCCAGAAACCAUCAGGCAACCAAAACAAGCAAAUUCUACUGGAAUUCUGCUUCACUCAAUGGAUAAACAUGGAAAAAUGCUCCCUUUUAGCCAGCGUUUUGGAACAUGUGCCACUGGAUCCACCGAGCGACUGGAAUUUAUUAAGGAAUAACAGUUGUUUUCUAAUCAUGACCCUCUGAUAAACCCUCUGAGUUUGGGAACUGCUGAAUUCACCCGAUCUCAUGUUUUCCAAAAGGAUUACACAAUGAUCCUUAGGUUUAGACACGUUAGCAAGGGACCCUGCAGAGGUGUCAAGAAACUUCAAAGCUUAAUGCUAUUUUGCCACAAAACUACUUUGGAGCCGUACAUCAAAGACAUCUAAUCAGCAAAGCACAAACUUUUGAGAAUUAUAAAUUAGAUUAUAUAGCUGAAAUUUUACUUCUUCCUUUCUCUCUUUUUCUUUCUUUCUCUUUCUUUCUAAACUUUCACUUCUUUAAUUUUAAAUGAAAAUGAUCAGUCUAUGAGAGAACAAAUUCAAUUAAACAUUUUGAGUAAAUGCAGAAUCAGUUGACUGCAUGCACUAGUAAUCAUUGGUUUUGUAGAGAUAUUUUUUCUUGGAAAAUGUUGUGGAUGCACAAUUAGUAUGUCAGAACUUGUUAGGCUGUGAAUGUGUGAGUGCAAAUGGGUUUACACAGUUGGUGUUCUAAAAAAGGAUUCAUAAUGUAUGAAAACACAAACUUUCAGUUUUUUUCUUUCAGUUUUUGCAGAUUUCUUCAGCAGAGAUAUUGGAAUAUUAACAUUUCUUUGAUAAGAAAAACAUUCACAGAAAUAAAUAUGAGAAUAUGACACCGUAUUCACAGCAUAAACAUGAACCCUAGGUCACUUUUUCAGUAGAUGUGUUUUUAAAGAUGCGUGAUAAUGUGACUGAAUUGGCUGGAGAUUACUUCUAGACAAUAUAUACCAUGAUGGAAAAAGUAUGAGAACACCUUUAAUCUGUUUAGAUGUUUCGUGUUAUUUGGUGGAAAGUGCACAACUUCAGAACACAACACAGCAGAUAUAGGCUCUGGCCUAUAACACACACCACUCUGUUCAAGCUGACAUGUCAUUUGUUCAAUUAAAUUUUAAUAUGAUGGCGGUCAAUCACUGAAAUCUUGUGCUUGUUUACCCACCUGAAGCAAAGUUAUGAAACAAUCACAACACAAACUGGUGAGUAUAAUCAUGCAGGUAACACAUAGAGGGCUAUGUAUAUACAAACUUAGCAUUUAUUUAGCUUUAAACUAUAUUUGUAUUAGAUAUUCCAAAUCAGACUCAUGAAAAAUAUCUGCCUUUGGUGACAUUUUUGCAAAAUAAAUAAAUAAACAAUC